Messenger RNA from Paramuricea clavata, 18849 nucleotides. The record is from the annotation of a GenBank genome assembly. NCBI's taxonomy places the organism in Eukaryota, Metazoa, Cnidaria, Anthozoa, Malacalcyonacea, Plexauridae.
CACAAAAUGAAGUAUCUCGCUCGUCGCUGACUGCCUGUUCGUGACCGCCGUCUCAACUUCCUCUUCUUUGUUCGACUCUCUGGUUCGACUCGUGAUGCAAAGGAAAGUGCAAAACAAGAUAUCUCAAAAAUGACAAAAUAAAAGUUUGUGAAAAUGGUGAAUUUUAACAAGGCUUGCAGCUCUUUUGCCGCUGCAGUUCUUGAAUAUGAUACGAAUAAGAUUGUUCAUAUAAAAAGCAAGAAAGUUGGUGCGAUCAAUCGAAUAAUUCAACUUGCGAUCAUCGGAUAUGUAAUCGGGUAAGACACUAUAGUUUUGUAAUUUAAUAUAAAUAGAAUAGUAGGUCAUUGUUUCAUUGACCUCUUUAGGCCAUAUGGCAAAAAUUUGAUGUGAGCUUGCGGGCACACAUACAAAUAGCAUUGUAUUGCAAAUAUCUGGGAUUUAAUUGGUAUUAUUUGUGGUUUUUGAUCAGUUCUUUUGGUCAGAUCAAGUUGUGCUUCAAAUUGCUGUUUUUUAUAUCAUGUUUGUUGUCUGGGCAUGUGUGCUAUUUUCCCACGUGACAUGCGCAUGCAGGAUGUCAACAUAGCUGUCAACAUAGCUUGUUCACCACAGUUGAACAUGAGGACAUUCUCCGAUCCCCGAGUGUGCUUUCUCGAUUUUUCAUGUUUAAAUGGCAGAAUUGAAAGUGAAAAUUUCACAUUGUUUGGAAUCUUUGGACAUAUACAGUCUGCUCAAUUUACAGCAUUUUGAAAAUUUUGUUUUUCCUGGAAUUUGCAUGUGCUGCAUUGAAACAUUUUCAUUGGGAGCAACAGUAGCAAACAGUAGAACUUCAAUGUUUCGAGUGACAUCACUUCAUUAGUGAACAGCCUUCAUUCGAAACGCCUAUAUUCUGCUUAUAUUUUCAGGUAUUAAUGUUUGUAAUGUUAUUUAUAUCAUAGCAUUAUACAAAGUUUCAAUGCUUUUAUACAUAUAUCGAAUGUCACGAAACAUGCAUGGACUCAAGAUCAUCUAAUUGACUUUGCCAAUGCUAAUUUAAAGUAAUUUAGACAAGGGAAAUCAUAGGAACCUUAAAGGAACACCCGGUUUGACUGUAAAGUGCACAAAGAGUUCGCUGUGCGAUAUUUACAAACUGGCCGAGUUCCAAAGUGUGGCAGCUAUUGGGACAUUGAAAGGUUUAAUAUUACACAGACAUUCCAACUACUGGAGGUAAAAUUUAGGGAGACUGUUCAGUGAAUUGAAAUCUAGUUUUUCUGGGGAAAAAUAAUAAAAAUUAAGUCUUCUGAAAUGAUUUCAGAAGACUAGUGAAAUGGCGUUUCCUACAUUUUGGGAAUAUAUUGUUUAAGUGAGCCUAUAUAAAUUGCCAUGAAGUAACUUCAUAAAAAGGUCAAGACAGUCUAUUAUGUUGCUAAAAACAGUAUGUUUACGAUUUUUUAACGAUAUUUCCUGAAUAUUCUGAAAAAUCGGGAGAAUUUGAUAAAAAUCGGGAGACCAGGAGAUUGCAUGAAUUUUCGGGAGACUCUCGGUAAAAUCGGGAGAGUUGGAAUGUCUGAUUACACCAUAAUUUAAAGCUUGGUUUUCAUAUGGUUCUAACUGUCAUGCACUGUUGCAAGUUAAUUUUGUUCCUAUAGGGAUUGUACAAGCAGCCGGUGUCAUUUUUAAAAAGACAAACUGUUGCCAUGCUGCCGUUUUUUUGUUUUCCAUUAAAAAAUAACCAUCAGAACAUAUUUUAGUCUGCCAUAACUAUGAUGGAGAUAGAACUUGAGUUUAUCUCGACGAUACUGUUGUGAACUGUUGCCAGCGUGUUGCGAUCAAGACUUUUUUUCACGUUUCCAUUUAGUUGUGAACACUACACUCGACGACACUAAUACAGCAUGUUUGUGACAAUUUGGUCGUUCCAGAAAAGAUCCAUACCCCCACAGAGGAAAUUUUUGCUGUCCGAAGGGGGAGGGAGGAAAAAUGUCUUAGGAUGUCCGAAGGGGGUGGGGGGGGGAGAGGAAAAAUGUGUUAGGAUGUCCGAAGGGGGGGAGAGAAAUGUGGUGGAUAUGUUUGACUGAAGGCGAUUUAAUGAGCACACAAUUUUUAUCAGCUAUAUGUAGCUCUUGAACACCGGAACGUUUAUGUAACAGCAAUAAUUAUACAUCUACGUAACUCGUAAGCAAAAUAAGCGGCCCACUUUUGCAUGCAUGGCCACCAAAAACUAACUCGCUGUAACAGCGUAUCCUGCAUGUUGAGAAUGAGUCGAAAAUUGACACGCUUUAUUUAUAUAAAAGUAAAGUUUUGCAGUUAUUGUUCGUAUAUAUAAGUUUGAAUUAUUCAAGUGUUAAAAAUAAUAGUUAUUAAACUGUUGCUCGAAUUAAGAGACUGCAAUGUGAACUGAACUCAAAACAAUUUGUUUUAGUAUAUAGUCAAUAAAGCUUCCUGGCGAGGUGCGUGUCUAGAAAAUAGAAAUGGCUUUCAUAUUAAGGUCUCUGGGGCGACGUUAAGGAAUGCAGUAAUACUAAAAAAUGCAUUAAUUUAACAUGUAAGUAAACAUAGCAACGCUUGUCAAUCAAUCGCAAGCACUGAGGUUGCAAGUUACAUCGAAUUUUACUUGAACGAAUUUCGAAGUGAAUUUCUGCAAAUUAUCCGACAAAACCUGCCACAUGUUUGUGUUUGCAAGUCACAAGAAGCCGCCAAGUGUUCCGCCACGCCGGAGCUAUUUGAAAACAGCGUAGAAAAGUCGCAAUAAGCCAUCGCUAAUUCACUCUACGCUGGAGCGAAAUCGUUUGAAAACUUUCACGUCACUUUUGCCGUAACAAUUUGAGCACAGUUUCUAAACAGAGCGAGGUGAACACGGCGGAGCGCUUGAUAGCUUCGUGUGAACACAAACGUGUAAACUCGAAUGCUUUUCAGUUAAAUUUCUUGGGUCUAUUUGAAAUAUUUUGGGUUUACACGAGUGCUAAUUCAAUUUGUAAACAAACUGUAAUGGCGUAGUGUGAACACACAUAAAUUCGGCCCGCAUUAGUUCGCUCGCGCGUAGUGUGAACGUAGUCUAAUUUUGGGUGACGUUUUCAAACGGCAAGGUAGCCUUUAGAAAAAUUUAGAAAUGGUGGAUGUCCAAAGGGGAGGGGGGUAAUUUUGGGCUUUGAUGUCCGGAGAGGGGGGGAGGAUGAACCAUUCAAGGAUGUCCGAAGGGGGGGAGGGGGUUAUUUUCGAUUUCCUCUGUAGGGGGGGGUUGGAUCUUUUCUGGAAUGACCCAUUAUGACCACAUGGAAACCACUCAACCAGACUUAAAAACAUACUAUUUUUCUUAAUUUUAGUUAUGUGAUAAUCUAUGAGAAAGGCUAUCAGUCAUCUAGUGUUGGACUUAGUUCUGUGACGACAAAACUCAAGGGAACAGCUUUGACUAAUCUGUCGAUAAAAUUUCCUGUCACAGUCGAUGGUAAAAACGAAUCAGGCACAAUCUUUGAUGGUCCUCGGAUCUGGGAUUCCUCUGAUUAUGUCAUACCUCCGGAGGUAAUUGCUGAAAGUAUAAUUUGAUUUCUACGAAAUAAGAAAAUUGUAACUCUGCUUAAACAACCUUCUGUUAAUGUUGGCCUAUUUCUAAUAUAGUCUUCUGUGGCCAACGUAUUCGGCAUUGGCAGUAAUAUACCUAUCAUAAUUAAUAGGGAUGAGCCGAUUAAUCGGUAAAUAAUCGGCAAAGUAAUAGGCCGUUUUUUAAAUAAUCGGUAAUCGGCCGAUUAUUGCCUGAUAAUCGGCAAAUAAUUGGCCAUAAGACUUUCUGCAGCUGCCGAUCACAUGCUAAAAUACUGAAUACAAGCGAGUAGAUUUUCACAUUUUGUUGCAAAACCUGUGUCUUUUGUCUCAAGCGAAGUGAAGCUGGGAACAUUUCCACAAAAAAAGGCAGCAGACUAGCUCCGCAUAGCUGACAGUGCCUUGUUUUUACACCAUAAUCUGCCAAAACUAAACUUUAACUAUUGACAUUGACAUGAUACAAUAUUUAAUUCUUGAAUUUGCUGAUACAUGACCUUGAAAAGUCCUUAAAUUUGACUCUUCCUCACAUGUAUGAACCCUGGAGAGGAAAAUCAAGCGCUCGAGCUUCGGUGGCAAAGUGGUUAGCGCACUUGCCUUUCGCCUCUAAGGUUGCAGGUUUGAAUCUCAAUGAGGACUUCUCAUUAGGCAGGUAUAAUAGUCGGACCGGAUCGCCAGUCCGCGUCGGAUCGGAUUGCCAGUCCACGUCGGAUCGUGCAGGUAUAAAAGUCGGACCCGAUUGUGAUCCGGGUCGGAUCAUGUAGGUAUAAAAGUCGGACCAGAUCCAUAGAUCACCGAAUCGCUAGUCCAGAAUUAAAGGAAAUAAAAUAUUGAUCAGUAAGGCAAACUGAUGCAAUAAUUUUCAAAAAAGUGGUCUAUAAAAAUCUAAUAACAUAAAAUGUUUUACCUUUGUCGCCAUCCAUUUUGCAGGUUUGCCACGCUGUUUCAAGGCCUGGUUCCACGAGCACUUUUUCUCGGCGAAAUGCAAAUUAUUUCGCCUGUUUUUUUUGAAUUGCGACUACUCGAAUAAAUUAUUUUGUACUUGUUUGCUCACAACUGAAAAGAAACAGGCGAAGUAUUUCGCAGUUCGCCGAGAAAAAGCGCCUGUGGAAUCAGGCCUUGCCUUCACGCUGUGUAAAUAACGCGGGAAAGAAUGCAAACUUCCUUUUGUGUAAGUAACAUUUCCCUGAAUAUCCUGAUAUUUCUAAAUUUUCUAAAAAUCCGACCUAAUCCGACUUGGUCCAACCUGAUCCGACUCGGACCACAAUCCGGUCCGACUUUUAUACCUGCCUCUUCUCAUUGUGACUCGAACCCAGUCCUAAUGUGAAAAGAGUAAGGCAACGCUCUGCCGAAAGUUGUGGGUUUUCUCCGGGUACUCUGUGUUUUCUCCCACAGGGAAAGUUGACAGGGUGGGUUAGGCACAUAAGGUCUGGAGGCAGAUCAUUAAUGAGGUAUGGACUAAUAGCGGCUGGUCAAGCGCCAUUUGUAAGCUCAAGAUCUACCUCGGUCUGCUUCACGUCAGUUCGGUUGAUCUAUCUAAUCAUAAUGUAAACCUUCUGCAAUUCAGUGUAUGCUGCCAUGGAAGUUCAAAAAUAUACUAAUUCAACUGCCAUUUGUGUGGGUAGUGAUCUGUGAUCACACGAUUACUCUGUUUACACUUGAAUUCGCAAUCGCUGUCAUACUGUACCCAUGCUUUUAAACUUUACUGGAGAUUAGGUUGCCUAGUUAAAACUUUUGAUAUUUUUGAGAUGCAAAAAAUCAAAUAUUGAUAUUUUUGAAACAUUGAUAUUUAUCGAAAAUAUUGAUAUGGAUAUCGCAUCACCAUUGUGUUUUCAGGAAAAUGAUGCAGUUUUUGUGAUGACAAACAUGAUCAUAACACCACGACAGAAACAAGGAAAAUGUCCUGAGGAUGACCAAUAUGUCCAAGCUAGAUGUGUCCUUAAUAAUAAUGGUUCUGAUUGUACAGAAGGAGAGGAAGUUAUUACAGGACAUGGUUAGUAGGCCAGUGUUUCCAAUCAUGCUGUGUGGUACUACGGAUGUCACCUGGUUUGCAAGUUAUUAUUUUACAUGGAAGGACAAAUGUCUGACCAAGUCAAAAAUUGGUCGGAUGUUUAUCGAUUUGUUUCGGACAACAAAAAUUUUUUAAAAUUUUUUACAAAUUAGCAUGUUGUUUUUUCAGUGCCGUAGCAAGCUUGAUAAUUGGGAGGGGGAAUAUAUAUUCAUAUAUUUGUGUUCACAGACCAUAAAAACAAUCGAUUUUAAAAGAAAUUAAUAAUGCAGAACACGUAUACGAAUAAUUAUAUGAAUAUCCCCCCCCCCCCCAAAUUAUCGAGCUUGCUACGGCACUGUGUUUUUUGCUUGGUCAUGUUAGUCUGCACUGCAAUGCAUCUAAAACUGAGUAUGUAUCUACCAGUCCUAAUGCAUCAGUAAAUUAUAGUUCCGGUUAUAUACACAACUUUAAUUUCUACCGUGUUAUAUACAAAGGUGAUGUAGAUUUCUAAUUAAAUCUUACGGCUUAAUGCAGCAAGAAAUUGUGGAGAAGUGCUGUCUAUAUUGCUUUCUUGUUGGUUUCAUAAAAAAAUGUUGAAUAAACAAUUUUUUUAGAUUGAAGAUUUUUUGACCAGCCCAAAUUGGUCGGGAAAAGCUGUAAAACAGUCAUAAAAAGCUUUGAUCGGACAAAAUGUAAAAUUUGGCCGGACAAUGUGCGACAUAAUUUGACCAGCAGUAAUUUGCAGGCUUGUGUUAAUGAAGUGUGUGAAUGCAUAAAAAAAUUUACUUGUCUAAGGUCAAUGGGUUAAAACAUACAGUAACUUGCAUUACAACACCCCAAUGCCUCAGAAUACUAUACAGAACUCCUUCUCCAUUGUAUUUUGUGUUAGCACCAUUCAUCUUGAUUCGUCACUCAGCCGGUGCCAUAAACAGAAGCAGUCACCCCCUGAAUGUGCACCAUUUUGAGUAUUUCCAGGGGGGGGGUGACUACUACUGUUUACAGUACUUGCUGACUGACGAAUCAUGACGAAUAGCGCUUACAGUAUGCAAAAAGCAAUGUACAUUAGAUGGACUUCUGUAUAGUAUUCUGUGCCAAUGCAUCUUACUGUACUUGUAUUUACUCUGUGAACACCAAAUUAUUUUACUCUGUUUAAUGCCAAAUGACUAUUAAUUCAUAAAUAUGACAUCAUAAUCUCAGUCGACCGAGUAAAAGUGAUGUCAUUCAUAUACCUGAUAACGAUUAUUGGUCAAUCACUAAAUUGGAUAAUUUGCUGAAUGAUAUAAAUUGUUUUAAUUAUUAGGACAACACUAAAUAACAGAUUCCAGGUGAAAUAUACUAAAUACUUUAUAUUUAUGUCAGGCAUUAUGACCGGCGAAUGUGUAAAGCUUGACAGGCCACGUACAGCCAACGACACUUAUAAUGGAAUGUGUGAAAUAUACGCCUGGUGUCCUGUGGAAUAUGACGUGCUGCCCAUGCCAGGGACUAAUUCUGGUUAUCUGUUAAAAAAGUUUGUAUACUAAGUUUAUUUUGUUCGUAAUACCAUUUGGAUCUAGGGCUUCAAACUUCAACAACAAAAAACAUGGCGCCCAACUUCGCCAUGGCAAAUCCGUCCAAUGCACGUGCACAUGACUGGAAAAUCCUUACAGUAGCUACCAUACUGUAAAGUGUAAACCUCCGAAUAUAAGCCCUCCACCUUGUGUAUAAGCCCACCGCAUUUAUAAACGCUCACCUCAUUCCAAAUAUAUAAGCCUUCCCCCGAAUAUACCCCCACUCCUGGAAUGUAAGUCCCCUGAAUAAGCCCAGUAGGCCACUACAUUAUUUGUCUUUUAAUAUAGCAGAGAACAAUAUUUAAAAACUUCAAAUGUCAUUGUCUUUAUAGCUUACUAUUUUAAUCAUACGGUCUGUAUAACCUAUAGGUGUAUUUUAAGACAAAACAUUUUUGUCACAAUUGUUUUAGAGAUAAAUGCUUACUGCAACAGGCUAUAAACUUCACAAUAUUGAUAAAGAAUACUGUACAGUUUCCAAGCUUUGGAGUCCGAGUGUAAGUAUUCAUUGUUACCUCGUUUAUUUGCUGCAGUUAGUGCUAUAAAUGAUAUUGGCCGUAUUUACUGUAUGUUAAGGCGGCUUUCCAGUCCUCACACGAAGCUCCUUGCAGCUCGCUGCAAGUGCUUGCAUCUAAUUAAAAUUAACCGUUUUGUAUUGUAUUGUGAUUGGAUGAAAGUGCUCAUGCAUGCACUCGCAGCGAGGAGCUUUGUGCGAGGACUGGAAAACCACCUUUAGAAGACGGCAGGGCCGCCGAGAGCUUCGCGGGGGCCCGGGGCAAAAAUUUUUUUAGGGGCCCGGCCCUAUUGCAAAAAAAUUUUCCGGAAAAAAAUUUUUCGGGCAAUAAUUUCUUUUUAGGUAAAAAAUUUUUCAGGACAAGUUCGUUGUAAUUGCUUUAAUACCAAAUUUCGGUACUUUGCCUCCAAAACACAUAUCGGCCCGAAAACAGAAAUAUUUCGCCCGAAAAAAUGACUGGGGCCCAACAUUAAAUUUUUAGGGGCCCUUGGGGCCUGGGGCAAUUUGCCCCCCCUCCUCCACCUGCCUCUCCCCCCUCUCGGCGGCCCUGGAAGACAGCUACAACGUCUGAGACAACUUAAACGUCUGAGACGUCCAAGGUCAUUAAGUGUGUUCUGGCUUCGAUGGCACGGUUGUCUAAGUAUUUAUUUCAAUAAAGUGAAAUUUGAAUUAAAAAUUUUAUUGGUUGGAUAUACAGUAUGCUCUUUUAUUUUGACUUAAGUUUUGUCUUUGGGAAUGUAUAAAAAUUAACUUAUGGAGCGGUUUUGAUUGAAAAAUUUAAUCUACAGGGUGUUCCAAAAAAAACUGCAAAACCAUUGAAAUAACGUAUUGUUAAAAUUUGAAUGCGGCCCUAGCACUAAGCUGAACACAAAGAUGUAUAAAAUAUUGACAAGGGUGCAUAUAUUCAAUAUUGACUUAUUAAGAAAUUAAAAUUAUCAUAUCUUUGUAAAGUGCACGAUUUUCUGCCCCAGGGAAUUUAAAACAGCUUCUUAAACGGUUUCUCUAUGCAUAAAAUUUACUUACGUCAAGCUUUGAUGCACAUGUGGGUUCAGCAGAGUGCUGAGGCAUUCAAAUUCCAACAAUACGUUGUUUCAGUAGUUUUCAGGUUUUUUGGGAGCACCCUGUAUACAUAUUCAAUGACUCUGGGGAAUCAAAUUCAAUGCAAUGUUCCAAGAAAGAAACUUCGCUUGUGUUUUAUAAAUAUAUGCCUUGUUUUUAAGAAAGGACCAAAGAUAGUGUAAUAGCUCUUUUCGUGUUUAAGUUAUAUACUAAAUCAAACAGGAGAAUUUUUUGAGCCACCCGGUACAGUAUAUUGCACUAACUGUAUAUCACAAAAGGUUUGUCUGUACUUACUGUACUUUGUGUAUUUUUCAGACGUAACAUAAAUGACAAUCAAAACAAGUCGUACUUGACAAGAUGUCAAUACAGCUCGGACAAAGAAAAUCGACUAUGUCCAAUUAUUAAGUUGAAAACAAUUUUUGAUGAAAUUUCUGAUACUGCCUUUGAAGAUGCCGCGAUUAAGGUAAGUUUAAAAUGCAUGCAUCUUCAAUUGAUGUUGACCAUUUUGAAAUGAAUAUAUAACUGGAACGCUAUAGUACUUCUUUUAAUAAGUAAGCAUAUUUUAUAUUCUUUUUAAAGUAAGCUUUGGGCAAACUAGGAUACAUUGUUGCGGAAACAUUUGUGAUUCUCAAUGUUUCCUCAAAAGUUUCCAAGUUUGCCCACCCAUUUCCUACCUAGGCUUGGGCGGUUUUGAUUUACUGGUAAACUGUCCGGCUUAAAACCGAUUAAACCGUAAAACCGGUUUUUGUGACUUUUUCAUUUUCUAACGUAGGAUUUUUUUUGAAAUUCUAAUUUGACAACAUUUUCAUCAGACCUACGUUUCGCCCUUUCGUCCACCCGCGAAUUUUAGGGCGGCGAAACGUAGGUCUGUUUUCAGGCUAGCGCAGUAAAAACUACCUUAGGUUUUCCCGCAGAAGUGAGACCUUUGUACUGUAUGUACUUACUCUAUUGUUCGGGUUACAGUGACCGAGUGUCGACUGUCGAUUUACUUGACUGUUCGCAAAAACAUUUUCAUUGAUCUCUUGGGAUCCCAGAAAGUAGGCUGUUGCGGUAUUUGAAAAAACCGAAAACCGAUACCGGAAAAAAAUACCGAUAUAUCGAUAUUUUUCGCGAUUGUAUUUUGCUUAAUUUUAUGCAAAAUCAGCUUAAUUUUAUGCAAAAGUUUCUGUUUUCAAAUUAUGCCAAACAGCCACGAUAUAACAACAGCUUUGACUCGUCGGAUGCGUGAUAUUUUCAAUAAAGUGUGAGCCAGUGAUCAGUAGCCUGUGAAACGUCCGCUUUAAGAAUUGAAAAUGCAUAUUACUUAUUAGCAUUGAUUACCGCACAGGGUGAAUCGUGCAUGUGUGAUAUUUUUGAAUGGGAAAUUGUUUCAAAACAUUUUAUUCAACUGCGAAUUCGAAACAAACGUCGUCCUAUAGCCUAGUUUCCAUUUGGUCGUUGGUUGUCGCUGGCACGACAAUUAAGUGACUGAUGUAAUAUAAGUGUCAACAAAACUUUACAAAACUUUGCAAUCAUUAAGACUGGUUUGCAUAUAACACACAAAAAGACUAUUAUUAUAUUAGACUAUUUCACAUCUACCGCUUGUCGUGCCAGCGACAACUAACGACCAAAUGGAAACUAGGCUUAUCUGACCGGAUAAACGUCGAAUGAGGUAUAGUUUUUGUUUUUCUAAAACAUUUGUAUAUCUACCGUUGUUCACGUUCUAAAAAUCCAUUUUUUGGCAAGCGCAAAAUGACUUAUUACACCUUGCAACGCCAACGUAUCAACAAACACGUUUUAGAUCUGCUCUAACCUUAAUUUACGGAUUUUACCGAGUUUAUUUUUACGGAUUUACGGAGUUAGCACAUUGAUCGUCUUUGUCCUUCUGAAAUAACUCCAAUCAGCGCUUGAAAAAGCUUGAUAUAGGACGUUUAAAUAUACAAAUGUAAACGUGAUAUCGAUAAUACCGAAAAAUAUCGAUAUGCCGAUAUAUCGAAAAUUUCAAUAUCGAGUAAUCGGUAUUUAUAAAAACCGAUAAUUAUCGGUAUAUCGAUAUACCGCAACAGCCUACCAGAAAGUAAAGUAUUUUUGCACCCCUCAUGAACCCACCAAAUAAAUGUUGCAUUUUGGGACUUACGUUGUUUGCUUUCGUUGUAUUCUCAGGGUGGGAUUGUUGCAAUUAGAAUCAAAUGGGACUGUAACUUGGAUCACGACAUCAGUGAUUGCCUUCCGCAUUACUCAUUUAGCAGGUAAACAGUACUGUACUGUGUGAUUGUUUAAAUGUUCGUUCCUGAGCUCGCAAAUCAUGAUCAUGCAGGGGUUACCAGGGUGCGAUAAUUCAAAUUUUUUAGCCGUACCUGAAUUCUCCAGGGCACGUUAGUAUACAACGUCACUCUGCAUGGGGAAUGAUUUUGCAUUUAUUGCUGUAAAUAUGCCUCGAGUAUAAUUGUCUCGUGCAUCAAGCCAAGUGCCACGAGAUUUUCCGUCGGUUACUUUGUUUGUAUACUUGAAAUAUCAAUUCUGCUCUUCUUCUUCCACUCUAAGCUUUCAAACAAUGUUAUUUUUCCUCAAUCUGGUCUACUUUAUACAGCCUGGUUAUUUUCGAAAACGACGUAUACCACUUCGUGAAACCGAUUUUAGUUAUUUGCCAUCUUAAAUCGUGAAGUUGAAGUUAUCUUGUCAAAGAAUGAAAAUAGUGAUAAAUUAUAAUUUGGUCACAGAGCUCAGUUGUGUUGCUAUCUAAUCAAUAAACACUUAUGGUCUAGUUAAUUUGGAUGACUUUUACGCCUGUAUGCUGACAGCUCACUCACACUCAAAGAGUGAAGGUUCAAUCUGAGCUUACCUUGAGUGUCGGUGCUGUUUAGGGUGAGUAGUCACAUAGUAAGAUACGACACCAACCCUCCAGCUAUUCAAAAACAGCACUGGUACUCAAGGGAAGCUCACAAUGAACCUCCACUCUUUGAGUGUGAGUGAGCUUUUACAAUACAGGCGUAUAAGACUCCCCAUAGAUCGCUCCCAUGCACAGCCUACUCUAUCAACACAGCCAUGCACCUAUUCAGAAUAAUUCUGAAAGCCCUGUAAUAGUAGUAUUUUCAGUUUAGAAUUUAUUAAUGUGUAAUGUUUCUUGAAGGGAAAUGGCAAUAUAUUUUUUUUAUUUUCUCAUUUGAAAGAACUUUUAAGACUAUAUGCCCCUAUAUAAUACUCUUUCAUCAUUUUUUCGUAUCUUGCUUACUGUACUUCUACAAAUAAUUUGAUCGAAAGGAAUGAAAUAUCCGCCAUCUUCAUUUUUUGUAGAGAUGCACGUCACGUCACAACAGGGUUCGCGCAAAAUUUUUAUCUGUAGACAACCACUAAUCGUUUUGCACUCAAAACCUUACUCAGCAACGAAUACACUUUUAUAUGGUUAAUCCCUGUUGUGACAUCACCAAAACUACCAUUAAUGCGAUCAAAAAUUUAUCCAGGAUGGCAUUACUUCAAGUGAAAAUAUUAAUUUCAAGAACCAAGCAAGAUAUGAAAUAGUUUCAAAAGUUCUUUCAAAUGAAGAAAAUAAAGAUUUGUAUUGCCAUUUCCUUUUAACCACCAAUUAUUUCUGCUUCAGAAUGGAUAAUGCAGACGCCUUAAUAGCUAAAGGAUACAAUUUCAGGUAAGAAUUAAUGUACUUAUACGCUUUUGAAAAAAAAAGCAAAACCAAUACUGAGACUAUUUCAAUAAGUUCAUUCGCGUUUGAUAUUUUUCUUGUGCUGUUGUAGAUUUGCAACAUACGAUGUUGAAAAUAAUACCCAAUAUAGGACAUUGAUAAAGGCAUAUGGUAUAAGAUUUGUCAUAUUGGUUGAUGCCAAGGUACAGUAUGAUUACUUCAAACAUUGAAGUCAAACUUUAUUUUCAAUUGGUAUAUAGCUACGAGUGAAUGAGAAAACUUUUCUCAAAUGUUCUUGUCUUUCAGGCAGGCAAAUUUGACAUAAUUCCGCUACUUCGUAAUCUGGGAGCUGGAUUAGCCCUACUUAGUGUGGUAUGUUGAAAGGAAAUACUCAACUCUUAAUUUUUCAUUUCAAACAUGACAGUACCCUAUAUAAAUGCAUAUGGCAGUACUCCCAAUAUAUAACAAUUUAAUCAAAAUUUAAUGUUUAGUAACUGGUCUAUGACUGCCUUUGUUAUGGUAAGGUCCGUCUGUGAAUGUUGAUGCAUGACACCUACUGUGAAGAAGCCUUACUGCCUUAGGCUUUUUUCGAAGAGCGUCUCCCCCUAACAACAACAGCAACAGCAACAACAACAACAACAACAACAACAACAACAACAACAACAACAACAGCAGCAGCAGCAACAACAACAACAACAACAACAACAACAACAACAACAACAACAACAACAACAACAACAGCAGCAACAGCAACAACAACAACAACAUCAGCAGGGAUUGGGGACCAGUUCUUGGUCCAAAAAAAAGGCAGACAUUUUCCUGUAUACGGAAUAGAAUACAGUACCUCACCACAAUAGAAUACUGUCCUUUAUUCUUCCAGGCAACAGUGAUGUGUGAUAUCUGUGUGUUGUACUUACUGAAGAAGAAAUAUUUCUACAGAAAUAAGAAAUAUCAAUAUGUCGACGAUCCCGAUGCGAGCACGAGCGAAGACGAGGCAAGUUUUCCAGUACGUUUAUUGAAUACUGCAGCAUAUAUAUGAGGGCAGUGCAGCAGUGUCAAGUAACGAAGUAAAUGUACUUCGUUUCUGUACUUGAGUACUGUUUUUUGAGAAGUGAGCAUGUAACAAAGUAAACUUUUUCUGGAGUACUUUUACUUGGAACGAAGUCGUUUUAAGAAGUAACGUUUUACUUCGUUAUUUUCAUUUUGUGGCGAAGUAUCUCGUUACUUUCUAACUUUUGUUUAAUUUUACGUGAUUUAUUUCUGAUUUAUUUUAAUUUCGGGAUAGGUAAUACAACCUCUACAUGCGUCUGGGAUCUCUCGUUUGUGACUUACUUGUAAGCAUUAUUUAUUUAAUGGAUUUCGUAUAUCUUCAACGGGGUCUGGAAAGUAGACCAUGCCGUGAAAUAUUGUAUAUUCGGUGCACGCAUAUAAUGCGCGUGCUGUUUAGUGUCUUUUGUAUGUCAAUCCAUUGGAGAAGUCCCCCUCCCCCUCUACACGCUACAGACAAUAGUACUUUUACUUUCACUUUGUACUUCAAGUAUUUUUUAAGGAUACUUUGUACUUUUUACUUAAGUACGUUUUGCUUCCAGUAAUUUUUACUCUUACUCAAGUCAUUUUAUUGUUAAGAGGCAAUUUUUUCAGUGUCACGUAUUCGCAAUGAAAAGUGUUCAAAACCUAAAAUCUUUUUGGCGUUCCUCUCAAAAUUACUUUGUUUUAGCUUUAUUCUCUAGUUUAUAGAGUUAGCUACCUUUUUAAAUGCAUCUGCCGGUUGAGAAACAUAAAAUAAUAGUUGAAAAUUGUCAAUUAAAAUAUAAUUAUCAGUGAUGCUUUAUAAAACUGACGCCAUAUUUACAGUCAUAUAAGCAAAACUUACUGAACUUCAGACAUCAUUUUCUCAGUUUGGCGUAUCAUCUAAAAUCUCUUCAUUUUAGCAUUAUUUUACAGAUAAAGCACUAAACAUACUAAGUUUGUUUGCCGAUUGAGAAACGUAUCGAAAAAUAAAAAUUUUGAAUUUAGACAUAACCUCAAGUGAUAUAUUAUACGCAUUAUUUUUGAGCGCGUGUUACGUAACAAACAAAAAAAAUCUAUUAAUUACUUCUACUUUUACUCGAGUACAAAUUCAAAGUAAUUUAGGCACCACUGGGGCAGUGGGUACGUCUUCCAUUUUAACUGUUUCUAAAGGUAGGAUCUUCCAAAAAUACAAAUUUCCUGUGUAUUAAAGUCAAAUAGAAAACUUCCUGUAUAUGUAUAGAUGUCAUGCAGGGAACGUAUCGUGCCGAUCAUUGUGACAAACUUCGAUCUUGGCUUUUGGAAUCAAAACCAUUUUGGAAUUUUUAAGCAAUAACUAAAUUAUGUUUGUGAUGUUACUCUGAGUGUGUGUAUCCACACCGGACAGAUCAGAGUAACAUCACAAACAUCAUAUUCACCUGAGUACAUGCAUCACAUUAACAACACAGAAAAAGUAAGUAAAUUAUACUGCAGCAUGUAUUUCUCUAAGGGCAGUGGGCACGUCUUCCAUUUUAACUGCUUCUAAAUGUAGCAUCUUCCAAAAAUAAAAAUUUCCUGUGUAAGUCGAAUAGAAAACUUCCAGCAUGUGUAGAUUUCAGAGAACUUAUUGUGUCGCACAUUUUGAUAAACUUCAAUUUCAGCUUUUGGAAUCAAAACGCUUUUUGGAAUUUUUUAAGGUGAUCUACAGUCCGAUCUGCGCAUGUGCACAAAUGAGCCCACUUUUUAUGAUACAAACAGAUUAACUAUGUUUUGAGUUCUUGAAAAGCCUGAUUGUUGUUUCUUGAUCAUUUAUUAUACUCUAGAAGCAAGCUUGAAAAUAUAAAUAGUUGUCGAAUAAAGCUCAAUAUUUUGGACACAAAAAUGUAAACAAAGGCUUUGUUUACAUACGGACUGUAGAUCACCUUUAAACAAUAGCAAAUCAUAUUGCAUUCCAGUAUAUGAGAUGACAACAAUUUCCUGCAAGGUGUAAGAACAUUUUGUGCCAAGAUAUUUUGUUAAACAUUUCCUGGUAGCGGUGCUGCUGGCGCUGCCAGACAUUUUCGAGCACUGCAGUUAAGUCAGCAUCAGUCCUUGUUCUGUCAUAUUUCCCCGCCAUCCGUAACAUGUCAUGGGUUGAUAUCAAGAUUUUGUUGGCAUCUCACGUAUAUUACAUUUCUUACUUUUUCCACUGUCUACAGUACAGUACAGUACAGUACAGUACAUUGUAUGCAAUAACAAAUCCCCUUGUCUAGCUCCUACUGUUUCAUAAUAUGUCAAUCAUUAGAGGGGUGUGUCUACAACACUACAUGAAUAAUAGUUAUAUAAGUUGAAUGGUUUUGGAGAUGGAAAUUAAAUUUCCAUUUUAAAAUUUCCAUUUACAAAACCCUCCUUCAAUCGAAUGAGAUGCCAACAAAAUCUUGAUAUUUACCAGUGGCGAAGCCAGCCCGACAAUUUGGUCAUGCUAUGCAAGUUAUAAAUCAUUAUUCAUUUCGUAUGAACACGGAAAUAUUUGCAUAGCAUGACCAAAUUGUCGGGCUGGCUUUGCCACUGAUAUUUACCAAUAUCUUAACAUGGCAGUACCCUAGGAUAUAUACAAAAACUUGUGUGGUUAGAGCUCGAUAACUGGACUCUGUAGAUCAGUUGGUUAGAGCGCUGCACCGGAAUCGCAGGACUGCAGGUUUGAUUCCUGCCAGGGACUUAAGUUGCAUUUUUCGCGGCUGUUCCUGGUUAGGUGUAAUAAAUGUAUAUAAAUUUCCACUCAAUAAUUCCCAUCUACAUGCAAUACCCUUCAACAUGCCAUGGGCCAUUUCUUUUUAAACUUAGACAAAAACUGAAGAACGCCCCGACAGGGAUCAGUACGAAAAUAUGAACGACUAAUAACGGUAUAGAUAUAGCGUAUAAUAUGUUAAUUAGAUGGUACUGCACAUGACCUUUCCAAGCCCAAGCCGUCUCAACAUUAAACCGUAAUUCCAUAUAGACGCUGUGAUUUUUGCCCAGUUUCCAAUUUGGCUACGCUUAUCUUUAAAGGCACAGUUCAGCCUUUUGAUUGAUGGUUUUUAAAGCGCAUUUCAGCCCUUUUAUAUCAUUGAAAAAAAAAAACUAACUAGGAAAAUCAAUUAUGCAUAAUUCAAGAUCCGUAAACUCAGUGUUUUUAACAAUAAAAGUUGUUUUAAAAUGUUAAAAACAUCAAGUUUGCUGAUCUUGAAUAAUGUUUAAUUGAUUUUCCUACUUAGUUUUUUUAAAUUAAGAGGGCUGAAAUGCGCCUUAAAAACAAUCAGUCGAAAGGCUGAACUGUGCCUUUAAUAAAAGUUCAAUAGCCAACUCGCCUUCAUGGACAAAAGUUGUGAAAAGUUACAUUGCUGAUUAUCGUUUUCUUUUCAGAUGAAGACAAGCGAUGGCUCCGAAAGCCAAAAGGGAAACUAUGGUACUUUGGAGAACGAAAAAUGAGAAAAUGCGGAGGAAAAUGAAGAAUUAUGACAGGUUUGAAUGCCGCAAUUGUAUUUGAUUGCGAAGGUAACUAUAUAUAAACUAAUCGUAAAAUUCAGAAACAAAAUUGAGGGAUUUUUAAAUAUAUUUAGUAAAUUAAUUGAGAAAAUCAAUUUGCUGAAAGGUUACUGCGAAAGGUUCAAGUUGCUUUACAUAGGUUGCUGUAACUACAAAAGUAGCUCCAAUCGCGGGCGGUGCCGAAUGUAAGGUUCUGUAUGUUGGAUAUAACUAAAAUAAAAAUAGACCACAUAGUUGUCGAUAGACCUUUAUGUACUACUAAAACUGUCUGUACCAGUAUAGGUAGUAGCAAUGUGAAAAUGCUGUGCUGAGUGGUUAUAUUACUACCUUAAAAAAUAAGCAGAAACUCGACGUUUCGAGCGAAGGCCCUUCGUCAACAGUUAUGCACUACGUUUGUGAGUCAAUUUAAAAUUUGAUGUUAGUAAAAAUUAGAUACCAGAAAUUUGAAGGUUUUAUUUUGAAAACUGUGGUACUAGCGCUAUUUUUAAAAACAAUAAUAUGAACUUCGAAAUUUUAUCAGAAAAUAUAUGGGGAUUGAGGCUUCACAACGGCGCCAUUGCCACAGUUUUUAAAAUAUUAUAGUCUUCAAAUUUUAUGUACAAUUUGGACCUGCUGUUUUCAUUUCUGACAUAUUGUACAGGGCAGGAAAAACGAAUUUUCGUCCUGGUAGCACAACCUGGAGACAAAAAUUUCCUGCAGACCAACGGAGUAAUUUUUGUGCUAAAUCUGCAUGUGCAUAAACAUAGUGUUCUAGCUGACCAUGGUUUUCAAUUCAAGGAAUAUUGUCUGUCAACCAUUCUGUCAACCAUAUGUUGUUGCGCCCAUAGUGGGACAUGUUAAGGUUUCUUUCAAAUUUUCAAUAUAGCCAAUCUUCAUUCAAACGAAUUUCCUGCAGCUGUUUAACAUUUCCUGCGAGCAGUGCUCGCCUAUUUUUUCCACCCCUGAUAUUGUAGUAUCAAAUUUCAAAUUGACUCCAAAAGCGUGAUGAAGGUCUAUUAAUUUGGUGUUAAGCAUGCUAGAAUAGCACGCAACCCAUUUGGAAGUAAAUUACAGUCAAUCAAUCAAUAUUUAUAUUAGAUUACAAUAACUAAAAGUAAAUUAUAUAAUCAUAGAUUGUCAUAUAACUGAUGUCAUUAAUGAAGAAAUAUUGCAUAUAUCCCGAAUUAUCAAGGUCAAGAUAAUUGUUACUAACGAAUACAAAGGCUAAGAUUGUAUAAAAAACACUUACCGAGACCUUGAUAGUUCAAGCGGAUAGCACAAAAACCGAGUUUAAUAAUUAUUUUUCAUCGUAUUGUUUAAUACUUAGAUUCGGACUUAAAGUGCACCUAACCCAAAUUAUUUUUAUCAUCUCAUUCUUAAGAACUUCGGAAAUGAUAUGAUAACUUAUUUUGAAGACUUUCGUUUGCUCACUUUGUUUCUGAGAUAAUUUCAGUUUGUUUGGUAUGCAAAUAUCUGGAAUUUACGUCACAAAUGCGCAAUGAUUUAAAGUAAAAGCUUGCAUGUAUAUGUCGUAUUCACUAUCGAGUUUAAUUCAUUAAAAUGAAGUUUGGAGUUGUGAGAGGAUUACAUACCUACAUGUAAAACACCAUUUAGCCUUUUUUUAUUUCAUAAUAUUUAAAUGUACCAUUCUUUGAUCAGUCAUUCAUAUGUGACGUAAAUUCCGGACAUUUGCAUAUCAAUAAAACUGAAAUAACUCGAACAAAGUGAGCAAACGAAAAUCUUCAAAAUAAACAAUAAUUGAGGUUAGGUGACUUUAAAUAACAAUACAAACUGAAAUGCCAUGAAACGUUGUUGCUUAGCGAAUCAAAAGACACAUAUAUAGUGUUUAUAAUGUAUCAAUAAUAAAGUUUUAGUUAAUUUCACACACUCGGUAAUAUAGAUUCGAUGAAAUUAGUGAAUUAAAUUUCUAAAUCUUGGACUUUCUUUAAGAUUGUCAAUCGGCCUUCUGAUAUGUUUUUAACCAUUACUGUUCGUGUUGUCUCUUCUGAUUUGUUCAGUCUUGACAAUUCCUCUGAUAUUUUUUUUAUCUUUUCUGAGAAGACACUGGCCGCCCUUUAUAGGAGGGAAAGACAGCGAUUAAAUUUUUGAAACAAUUGUAAUUGUAACAUUUAUAUAACUGUAAUUUAUA